Molecule: messenger RNA, 1122 nt
Organism: Helianthus annuus (common sunflower)
Lineage: Eukaryota; Viridiplantae; Streptophyta; Magnoliopsida; Asterales; Asteraceae
Product: F-box/LRR-repeat protein At4g14103
Exons: 2
Coding region: 181-1017 (278 amino acids)
Molecular function (GO): protein binding
Source: RefSeq, a predicted model, not a curated record
AGCUCAUAACAAAAACAACAGCGGCCGCCUCCUCCUCCCUCAGCGACCACCUCCGCUCCGGCCAUCCUCCUCCAGCCGCUCCGGCCUCCUCCUCCAGCCGCUCCGGCCGUCCUCCUCCACCCGAAAACCGUCAUCCUCCGGUAAAGUCUCUUUUGAGGAAGUGAAGUGUCCAUCUAAAACAUGAGUUACAUGAUUAAGAAUGACGAAGACAGGCUCAGCAGCUUACCCGAAGAGGUUGUUUCACACAUACUCUCUUUAAUGCCUACAAAAUUUGCGGUGAGAACUAGCAUCUUAUCCUGGAGAUGGAGGUAUAGUUGGAUGUCUGUUACAAAUCUUGACUUUGAUGAUAGACACCCCUACCACGACUUAAACUGUUUUACGAAAUUUGUUGAUCGGGUGUUGGAGCUUCAAAAAUCACCCCAAGUUAAAGUAUUCCGGAUGUGUUUUUCUGAAAUGUGGGUUAAGAAGUCAAACGUGUCGAAGUGGAUUGAUGUAGCAGUCCGGUUAAAUGUUUCUGAGCUUGAUGUACAAUCUAUUGUGCUUGAAGUACCUGUUAGCCUGUUCACUUGCAGGACACUCACAAAAUUAAAACUGGCUCACAAUACCCGUGAUUGGGAUGUUUGGGAGUGUUCGUCUCCAGUCAAUCUUCCUUGUCUGAAAACUCUAGACAUCUAUGUUAUUGCCAAUCCUUUUGUAAAUGCAUUUAAACUCCUCCCUGGAUGCCCGGUGCUUGAGAAUUUAUAUUUGUGUGUAACAUGCAAGGGUGAAAAAGAAGAAUACAUAUUCAAUAUCCCUACUUUAAAACGACUGGAACUCACAUGGCACAAACACCGACCGGUUAACGACAAAGUUGUUUUACAGGUCCCUAAUCUUGAAUACCUAUCUGUUACCCAUAUGUUCGGCAGGCCUGUUGUCAAGAAAGAGUUGUCGUCAUUGAUUGAUCAGCCGUUGAGGCAUCAUAUGUGGGUUAAGUGUCUAAAGGAAGUGGGGUUAAAUAACUUUCAGUUCAAAGAGUAAGUUUUUUUUUUUCUUUUUGACUUCAUCGUGUUUCUAUGUUCCCGUUUUAAAAUAAUUGUUUGCAAGUUAGUGUUUACUACUUUACUCUUGGAGUAAACGUGAUCA